Molecule: messenger RNA, 1965 nt
Organism: Seminavis robusta
Lineage: Eukaryota; Bacillariophyta; Bacillariophyceae; Naviculales; Naviculaceae
Source: the annotation of a GenBank genome assembly
UACGUGUAGCAAGAGAAAGAGGGCUGUCUACCGAAACUAGCUAGAAAGGACUGUCAAAGAAUCUGACGAUGAAAGCCAAGCCUUCGUUUUGCACAAGUUGGUGCAAGCGCAAAGCCAACGAAGCGGCUCGAAACCCUCUUUACUAGAAAAAGAAAAAAGCAAUGUCAAACCAAAUCUCACUGUCACUCGGAAGAACCCUGACGAAGUGAGGCCUAUUAAUUAAGUCAUCUCUUGUCACACCCCACGUCAUCGAAAAGCCCCUAUUUGCCUUCUCCAUUUCCGCCACAUCGCAUCUAUGUGACCAAAAGAGAAGUCAACUCCCAAGCAAAGACUUGGCCCAACAAAUCUAUGAAACAAACUGAUAGUUUAGGCUUCCUAUCUCUCAGGAGAGGACAACGCCAUACCGACGACAGUCUGAGGAUACCAUGCUGGCUCGUUCUGUGACGUUCCAGAUUGAAGUUUUGCCGGAAUGCUGCUGCUGACGUUCUUGGUGACAACAACCUGACGACGCAAAGCAAACAACUCACCAAAAAGAUGAGGAACAGAUCGAUGUCUUGAAGGAAGGAAGGAAGGAAGGCACAAUAAUUUCGAAAGUCAGUCGACGAUCCAUAAAAACCAAGAACUAUCUAUACAUACCAUACAACCAAGAUGAGUUUCAUGAAAGCAACCGGAAAGGCUUUGGCCGAUGUGAUUCCAGGUUUAGGCCACUUCACGUAUGAUGCCAAGGUCGGCACUGUCUUUAUCACUUCUGGAAGUGGUGUGGUUGGAUACCGUGUGGCUACCUCUCUUUUGGAGGCUGGACACAAGGAUGUUCGUGUAGGAGUCUGGAAGGGAGACCGUGAAGGCAUGGACAAGAGCUUUGGCCAGCAGUGUGCCGAUGCUUUGGCUGCCAAGGGAGCUGAAGUCAUUGACUUUGACUGGACCAAUGAGGAUGACUACGAAAGAGCACUGGAUGGAGUCAAGACAGUGUUCUGCUCCUUGCCUCACGUGGAGGGCUGGAGUGAUGUCUUUCCCUCGUUCCUUCGAAUUUGCAAAAAGAAAAAGGUGGAACACUUUGUCAAGAUCUCCUUCCUCCGUCCCACACAUGACUGGAAGGGUAUUUCGGCGGCGGCUCGUCAAUACCGUGAAUCCGUCCCCUUUGUCAACUUUCACGGAACUUGUGAUGAUUUGUUGGAAGCUGCCAAGAACGACAGUCGUAUCAGUUACACCAUCCUGUGUUGCAGUCACUUAAUGUCCACUCCCCUCAUUAUGCAGGGAAAAAUCCUGCGAGAGGAUCACAAGUUCAUUACUGCUUCCUACGGAAUGGGUGUCAACUACGUCUCCCCCAAUGACGUUGCCGAUGCGUCGGUCUGUGUCGUUCUCAACAAUAAGCCUCACCGCAACAAGGUCUACAACUUGACGGGACCUGGUCCCAUUACCGAUGCUUCCGUGGCCAAGUUGCUCACCAAGCAUUACGGAACCACUAUUGAACACGUCGAGUUGGGAUACCACGCUUACAAGGCCAAUGUCCGCAGUCGUGGACUGCCCGAAUGGCAAGUCAAGGAUGCCGCCGCCUUUGAACGAAUGAAGGCUUCGGGUAUCGAUGAAUUGUCCGCAUCCUACACCAAGGACGUGGAAAAGAUCACUGGAAUGAAGCCCGAGGCUUUCUCCGGAUACCUCGACAACAAGUCUUGCAUGAGGCCUGGAAUGACCUUCCCCUAAACGCUUAUUUUAUUCAGCGAAGCAGCGUAUAAAGAGAACGACUAGGAUGGGUGAAGAGUCGAGUCGUCUUGGAGAAAACGAAUGUCUCCGCUGGAUUAUGGGUGAGAUGGUGACGGUUGAAGCCGAAUCGUCGCCAUCCGCCUUGUUGUGUGUUUGAGUUUUCGCGCCACAAAUAGCUAGAUUUUGGCGUUGUCCUGAUGCUGGGAACCAUUGACUGAAGUGUCCGUGGUGAUCUAAAAGUAUUAGCAAUAUAUUUUUAUUUUU